Molecule: messenger RNA, 2728 nt
Organism: Hippocampus zosterae (dwarf seahorse)
Lineage: Eukaryota; Metazoa; Chordata; Actinopteri; Syngnathiformes; Syngnathidae
Gene: use1
Product: unconventional SNARE in the ER 1 homolog (S. cerevisiae)
Exons: 8
Coding region: 61-825 (254 amino acids)
Biological process (GO): retrograde vesicle-mediated transport, Golgi to endoplasmic reticulum
Cellular component (GO): SNARE complex; endoplasmic reticulum
Molecular function (GO): SNAP receptor activity
Source: RefSeq, a predicted model, not a curated record
GGUUGAUACCGCCCUUUUUACGUGACGUCAAUUCAGCGCGACACCCGGUUGUCUUCUACCAUGGCUUCGAGAUUAGAAAUCAAUUUCGUCAGGUUAUUGUCUCGCUGUGAGUCAAUAGCUUCGGAAAAACGAGGCGAGGCUGAAUGGAGGCUGGAGAAGUAUGUUGGUGCGUUGGAGGAGAUGUUGGUGGCUCUGAGGAAAAGCAUUAGCAAACCCACACCAGAAGUGCUGACUGAAUACACAAGGAAAGUGGAUUUUCUGAAAGGCCUUCUCGAAGCAGAGAAGCUGUCGUCACCAACUGAAAAGGCUCUCGCUAAUCAGUUCCUCGCCCCAGGCCGAACACCCACUAUCGCCAACGAGAGGAUGGCCGCCACGAAAACUGUUCACAUGCAGACCAAAGCCCGAUUUACGGAGGAGAUGAGGGAUGAGCUGCUUGGCAAGGGAUUUUCAGACAAAGAAACAGACUUGCGAAACAGAAGAGGUGUGCCUUUGGACGAGCGCCAGUCGGCCACAGAGCUGGACGCCAUCUUGCAGCACCAGCACAACCUCCAGGAGAAGAUCGCGGAGGACAUGCUCAACCUGGCCAGGAACUUAAAAAACAACACGCUGGCUGCACAGAGCAUCAUCAAGCAGGACAAUCAGACUUUGGGCCAGUCGAUGCAUCAAGCCGACCUGAACUUUGAGAAGCUGAAGACAGAGUCAGAGCGUCUGGAACAGCACACCAAGAAGUCGGUCAACUGGCUGCUUUGGCUCAUGCUCAUCCUGGUCUCCUUCACCUUCAUCAGCAUGAUACUCUUCAUCAGAAUCUUCCCCAGGCUCAGAUGAUGAAGUGUCUUCCCCCCUCAAAGACUUCAAAAUUCUCCACAGAUCUGGAUGGGUGAUUCAAUGCAAUAUCACAUCAGGUCAAACAAUCCCCUUAGGUGGACUGCAGCUCGUCUAGCCACUUCCAGCAUCAUGUACAAACAAGUGUCUACAUAAUGUGACAAAAGUGUCUUUUUCAACAGUUGUUUUCCGCCUCACACAAACACCUGAUUCCAUGAAGUAAUCUGCAAUCCGGUGUGGUUUGAAGUUGAAUUUACUAUACUCCUUCAACGUCCUUAACUGGAGUAUUUGCAUGGAAAUUCACUCACCUCAAUCCAUGAGGUACAACAGCAGAAUAAGAUCGAAAACAAGACAAGUAUCCAUGUCCACUAUAAUAAUCCUCAAUUCAUGCAGCACAGAGGCUUGCUAAACAGCAUGUCUUACCGCACAGGUCAGACUUUCAAGAUUCAAAUCUUGGCUCCAACAUUCUGGUGUGGAGUUUACAUGUUUUGCCCAUGCCAGCGUUUUUUGUUUUUUUUUUUUUUGGAGGGGCGGGGGUCCUGAAUGCUCCGGCUUCCUACCCCAUACAAAAAAAAACAAAAAAAUGUGCAAUUAGGUUCCUAGAAGACUCUCUGCUGUGAAUUUACCAUUCAGCUCCUUGUCAGUGAAGAACCAGUUGGGCAAAAAUUCCUGAAAUGGUGACAAGAUCAACAAAUUCAGAAGUUUUGAUUUAGUUGAAACGUUAUAGUGCAGAUUAGAUGGAACUAGGAUAUACGGAAUGAAGUGUCCAGUGAGUGUAUGUGCAGUAUAUAGAUUAUGUCAGCAUGUUGUGUUGCUUUAUUACAUUAAGUGUUCCUCUGAGGAUGUCUAGGUGGAUCUUUCUUCUGACCGACGUCACAUGAUGAGUGCAUUGUUUUUACAUAACAAUAAUAGCGCACGCACUGACUUCAUGCGGCCGGCGUAAAUCAGGCGUGGUCUCCGGCUAAUGACAGAUAACCUCGGCGAUCUCCAGCACACGUCCCAAACUGAGCUCUCUACUCAUUUGGAAGUGAUCUGAGGCUUGAGGUAUGGCUAAAUAAAGGCAGCCGGCCACCAAGCAUAUGUGAGCUUUGGUCCCACUUAGGAGGCAGGAAACAACCGCGCUUCAAAAGUCAGAUUUUCUUUGCAGGGAUAACUUGCUGGAAAAGCUUCCACAAGGUGAACAUUCCUUCUUCCCAUCCUGCUGUCAAUGUCAUCUCAGGCCCGCGUGGCUUCACUGCUUGUCUGGGCUUGCAGUAAGCAUAGGCCCUCCCCGUCAUAUCGCCCCCGCCUCAUGCGCUACCUUGUGCUUGGUUAAGCCCCAUCUUGGACCUCUCACCCUCUAUUUUAAGAACCCCGGAGGGUGUUUUUUUUCCUGCUUGGAGCCCAGCUAUGCGGACCCAAAGAGGUGGUGUCACCGCGGAGGAUCAUCAUCAACAUUCAGGUCAUCCCAUUAGCUCCGACACACUCCUUAUUUUGGCCACGCAGUCAGGGAUGCCCCGGCAUCACCUCUUGGAUUCAGCGAAUCAUUUGAGAUGCGUCAUGCUUGCGUCUGUCUUCUCAAGUCCAGAAUUACAGAGUACAGUAAUAUAGAUGUAUCUCCUAUGUAAAAGGCAUAAAGUCGUAACAUUCUGCGAAUACAAUAAUCAUUUAAUAUUAGGAUAAAAGUCCCACCGCCUCUCAAUCAACUCCCAAGUGUUUUUUGUUUGUUUAUUUUUCUAACACAUUCAAAGAUGAGCUUUGGGUAUUGUGUUAACAUCUUUGGUUAUUGUGACAUCCACCGUUUUAAACUCUAUUCUUUUCCCCAGAAACUGCAACUUUCUCCUGGUGGUAACAGUCUUUUGUAAGAGUACAAAUGUAUUAGAUUUUUUUUUAUUUUAUUUUUCUUGUUAUAAUAAAAAAUAUAAAU